Molecule: messenger RNA, 2239 nt
Organism: Mizuhopecten yessoensis (Yesso scallop)
Lineage: Eukaryota; Metazoa; Mollusca; Bivalvia; Pectinida; Pectinidae
Product: membrane progestin receptor beta-like
Exons: 2
Coding region: 467-1498 (343 amino acids)
Cellular component (GO): membrane
Molecular function (GO): signaling receptor activity
Source: RefSeq, a predicted model, not a curated record
CUGAGUAUAUUAUUAUCUAUAGGACAGCACAGAUACAUUUAAAAUCGAUUGAUACCAUUAUACGAAGUUUGACCCAGCGCAUUGCGUUUGGUCGAUUGCUUCUUUUAAAUACCCGGUAUAAUCUUUCGUGAUAUUAGUCAUUCAGCGUAACGUCCCGAGUCCGCGUUGUUUAUCUUGACAACCAGGUGACCGUUCGGCAGUACUCGGCUUUGUCCCUAAUUGACCCGUACAGUAAACUUUCAAAACAUUGUGUGCCACUAUUUCCUCUCUGCAUGUCACCCAUUCAUCGGGUGGCAGAGACUGUCAAGCAUGGAGGGUUUUCUGUCACUCUGUGUCUACAUCUGUAUCCUGGCGUGCAUUGGCUGCCUGGUCGACCGCGUAUUGGCCGUUUCGGAGAAAUACAACCUUUUCGCGAAAGGGCAAUGAAGGAGGACUGACCAGAUCUAGACCAGCCAGAUCUGACGAUAUGGGUCCAUGCAUAUUGCCAGGAGCGGUGCACUGGAUUGUGAGAUGUUUCCGGGUUCAACAAACGAUAUCAGCAGACGACACCCACCUUCUUUUCCGAGAACCGGGUGUGCUGACGGGUUUCCGACCGGAAAACAAGUCAUGGACCCACUACCUGUUCAGUGUGUGCCAAGUUCACAACGAAUCCGUCAAUAUUUGGUCGCAUUUGGUCGGGUUCGGUUUGAUUUUUUGCACUCUAUAUCGGUAUUUGACCAUCCACAUUAGUGCCGACAGUUCACAUUGGUUUGUGAUAUUCGCAUUCGGAAUCUGCUGUCUCAUCUACACUGCAAUCAGCACGUUCGCUCAUACGUUUCACUCCAAGUCAGCGUUCAUGCACUACACAUGUUUCCAGUUCGAUUAUUUGGGCAUUGGAUAUUUCAGCCUCGGUUUCGCGAUUGUCACGUUCUACUGCAGUUGUCACCACCAUUACUUCCCCAUGCUGGAGUACUAUUUCCUGCCCAUCAACGUCCUGCUCAGCUGGAUCGGUUUCAUGUGUUCAAGUGUUGCAAAACUGCGGUACUGUCGGCCAUACCCGUUUCAGCGUAAGCUGUGGAACAUCUGUUCCUUCGGCUCCCAAGCUGCGAGUGUGUUCGGUCUUGUGAUAGUGCGGUACUGGGAUUGUUGGUUGAACGAUGCCUGCACCAUGUCUUCCUUAAAUCACCACACACGUGUCUUCAUGGUAUCCACAAUAUCUGUUUUCUUUUUCUCUAGUCAUUUACCAGAACGAGUCUUUCCGGGAAAGUUUGAUAUUGUCGGCCAGGGUCAUCAAGUGUUCCAUGUUCUGUGCGUAGUGGGGACACUGUUGGAGUUUUGGGCUGCUUACACCGACCUCGAGACGUACAGUAGCAAGCUUAAAGUCGAGCCUGACACGUCCGGCAUUGUCACAGCCAUGGUAACCUAUGGGGUCUUGUCUCUCAUCACACUGGUCAUCCUCAGUCCUUUCACCAAACGCAGAAUACAGCAGGACAUGAAUGUUUCGAGCAAAUGCCAAUAAAGAUAAAUGGCCUUAUUUUUUUUAGUUCAAGCAAUGUUUUUAAAUAUACAUACGUUGAGUGGGGUUUGAAUUGAACAUUUGAGUUUUAUUACUGUCACCCUGGUAAAAUACUAGCCGCUUCCUACCGACUCGGCUACUGAGAAUUUCUCUUCGCUAGUUUACUAGAGGUCCCAGGUUCGACUCCUAGCGGAGGCAUUAAAAUAUUUGAUGACAUUUGUUAAAAUGUCGCCCACAUAAGGACCUCUGGUUAACUAGUCUUACUCUCUACCCAAUAUGCUAAACAGGAAUUCUUUCUACACGAGUCGGUAAGAAGCGGCUAGUAUUUACCAGGGUGACAUUACAUACACUGUUUGAUUGUUAUAGCCAACUUUGUUUGUUAUUAAAAAACAUCAUUUGCAGUUAAAUGUACCAUGUGUUUGUAAUAACAAAUGCGUAUAUACACACAACAUUUAUGUAAUUACACGCCACCUGUAUUUGUAUUUAAACUCACUUUGCGUUUGUAAUUAAACAUAUGAUUUGUUUGUUAUGAUAAAUACGUGGUGUUUGAUAGUACAUAUGCAAUGAGUUUGUAAUUCAUGUACUGGUUGUUUGUAAGAACACCUUCAAACAUAUGGUGAAUAAACACCUAAUGUAGUUGUAAUAAUACAUACUUUGUGUUCAUAAUUCCACAUAUUGUGUCUGUAAAUACACCUACUGUGUGUUCAUACUUCCACAUAUUGUGUUAAUACUUACACGUACUGU